This is a messenger RNA of Daktulosphaira vitifoliae (grape phylloxera), 4435 nucleotides long. RefSeq names its product protein numb (gene numb). Lineage: Eukaryota; Metazoa; Arthropoda; Insecta; Hemiptera; Phylloxeridae. Bases 301 to 2106 code for a protein of 601 amino acids. The record is from RefSeq and is a predicted model, not a curated record. The transcript has 9 exons.
CGACGACGCCAGCAGUCGCACGGACCCGUUUCCAACUGUCGUUCGUCCGUCACUGUUGUCGCACCGCUGUCGCGCUUAUCACCACCGUAGUACCACUCGGCAUCUGGUUUCCCUUGUGUGUUAUUCUCAAGUGUUCGUAAUUGAAUGUGCAUUAGUGUUAUCAAUUUUUUCGUGCGAUUAAUUACUGAAAAAUGAUCGCUACCGUCAUUUCGUCACCGGGGUCGUUUGAAUCGUUGCCGCGGUCGUUUUGAAAGAGUGCCCGUCCUAAUAUUGUGUAGAACCGAUGCGAUAAUUGUUAUUAUGCCGCUAUCGUUCAAGAAGAUCUUCUCGCGAAAAUUGCUGUUUAGCCCCACUAAAAUAGUAAUGGGAAACGCAGCGUCGCAUCACGAACCUCUGGACCGUUUGGGUAAUCCAACCGGGUCGUCGUUCCGACGGGCAGCCAGCUGUAGACACAGCAAAGCCAAGAGUGGAAGGUCGCCAUCAAAAAUGGAUCGACUACGGCGUAGUUUUCGUGACAGUUUUAGACGUCGUAAAGACUUAGGAAACACGGGUUCUCCUAGUCACCAUUCUAAUCCUAAACCACAUUUGUGGGCAAUGGACGAAGCUGAAGUACGGGCUGGAAUAUGUUCCUUUCAUGUUAAGUAUUUGGGCUGUGUAGAAGUAUUUGAAUCCAGAGGCAUGGAAGUAUGCGAAGAAGCAUUAAAAACAUUAAGGGCGUCUCGUCGGAGACCAGUAAGGGCAAUAUUUUACAUAUCUGGUGAUGGGUUACGUGUAGUUGAAGAGGAAACUAAGGGUUUGAUAGUUGAUCAAACAAUCGAAAAAGUUUCAUUCUGUGCGCCUGAUCGAAGUCACGAAAAAGGUUUCUCAUAUAUUUGUCGUGAUGGACUUACCCGCCGAUGGAUGUGCCACGGUUUUGUUGCACUUAAAGAAUCGGGCGACCGAUUAAGCCAUGCUGUUGGAUGUGCUUUUCAAGAAUGUUUAAUUAGAAAAAACAAACGGGAAGAAGAAUGCUCUGUCACCAUGAACUAUGAUCCAAAAACAUCAGUUUUUACCAGAACUGGUAGUUUCAGAACACAAUCUUUAACUGAACAACUAUCAGAACCAAGUGUUCCACUUAAUGCGCCCCCUCAACCACCUGCUUUCCUUAUUCAAAAUAAUAAAGACAUUACAUCUUCGAUAAAGCCAUUGCAGCAAAAUAGUACAACACCCAAAGUUGAUACUAAAGCUAUUGAAAGACCUCAUGCAACAUUAUCAAUGUUACAAAGGCAAGGUUCUUUUCGAGGAUUUUCACAACUUAAUCAAGCUUCGCCUUUCAAAAGGCAACUAUCUCUUAGAAUAUCGGAGCUACCUUCAAAUCUAGAAAGAACUAGGUCUAUGAGCCUGCAACCUACUGGCAGCUCACAGAAAACAUCUAAUAAAUUUAUGCCACUUUCCAGUCAAGUAAGUCCUAUUCCCGAAGUGUCACCUCGUAGUGAAAAAUCAAUAACUCCAACUGAUCAAGUCACUGUAAUGUGCCAACAAUUUUCUUUGGAAAUGGCAUUUCUUACAAAUAGCACAGAUAACGAUGAUUUCCCUGAAAAAUUUAAAUUAAAUGAAUUUGAAAAUACACCAAAACAUGGUCCAAUCACUGGGAGUGAAGCUUUUCUUGCAAGUUUACCUAAAAAAUCAUCAAAUUCACUAACUCAGAGUAAUCAAUGUACUCCUAAACUUGAAUGCCGAGUUAGUCCUCAACAAGAUGAAGGUUUUGAUUCUGGUUCCAGUCUAUGGAAUUUGAAUACUAAAGCUGUUACACCACCAACACCACCUGCUACACCUCCAUCUACUUUACCUAGACCAGAACAAUGGCUAGGAAAAGUAGCUGCUGUUACUUUGCAUACAACAGAACCCCAGAUAACUCCUAAAAGACAUGUUACAUUAGCUUCACAUAGUCGUGCGUACUCUUUAGAUACAGCUGAAAACAUGUACCGUACAAAUUUUAAUGGUAUUUCAGCUAAUCCGUUUGAUCCCAAUUAUAUGGCCCCAAAAAAGAACACUAAUCCUUUUUUAAGUAGUCCGUUAACAUCAGGUCAAAGUAAAACUGUAAAAACUUUUGAAGUACAAAUGUGAUAAAAAUUAAAUGUAUGUUUGAAAAGAUGGUUGAAAAUUUUAAGACUACUAGAAAGACGUAAUAAAAUUGGUUUGUUGAAAAUAUCUUUAUAUUUUACUUAGUUGCAAUUAUAAACAAGUACUUAAUUUUUAUAAAAUCUUAAAAACUGGAGAGAUUUAUGUAAUUUUUAAGUGUACUAUAAUUUUAAACGUUCAAAAAUAUCUUAUCAUUACAUUGGUUCAAAGAAAACCAAUUUUUAUAAAUUCCUUAAAUAUGCUAAAAUUUUCAGUAUUAAUAAUUAUGAUUCUUAUUGAUAAAUUUUUUUUUAGUGAAAAUCAGAAUUAACAAUUUUAUACUUGUGUGAACUAUGUUAUACUUAUUUUUUAAUUACAUAUCAGAAAUUUAGUUAACUAAAAUUCACUAUUCUUGAGAAAUUUUCUCUAAAUCUAUUUAUGAUUUUUCAAUAAUGCAACUCUCACAUUAUAAAAUUAGCCAGGAAAAUAAUUUGAUUGACAUAAGUUAACUUUAAAAUGCACAUUUGAUGUACUAUAAGUACCUAACGUGUUUUAUGGUCUCGCAAUUCAUACAUAUCAAUUUUUCAAUUAAUUAUUAAGUUAAAAUUACUGAAAUACAUUAUGUUAAGGGUAUUGACGAAUUUUUAUCCUACCACUAUGUACUUAAUUAUGUUUUAUUUAGUAAACUAUUAGUGAUUAUAAAUAUAAUAUCAGACUUAUAUUAUAAAUUUAAUUUGUACUACAUACCUAUUAGUAUGGCCAAUGUUAUUUAUUUAAUAUGUGGAUUAUUUACAAUGAACAUUUUAUAGUGUUUUAAAUUAAUUUAUUAUUUUAAUUCAAAAAUAUUUCUAGGAAAUGAAGAAUUUGUCAUUUUGCUAUUGUAAAUUCUAAAUUACGUAAAAGCUUGUUUACUCUUCUCUGUUUCUGUUAGAUAAAGUUGUAAUAUUUUUGAUGUAAAAUUGAACCCAGGUAUAUUAAAAUUCUGAAUACUAUUAAAUACUAUUAAAGCAACUUUUAAACUCUUAUUUUAAAUUGCAUGGGUUCAAUUUUUUCUUUAUAUUUUAUUUGAAAUCAAUUAUUCUUUUAAAGGAAACAAAUCUCAAUAGUUUUUUUUUUUUUUUGCACAAUUCAUUGAAAAUAAUAUUCUUCAAAUUAUUCUAAUAGUUAUUAAUAACUGACUUUCUUUUAUUCUUUCGCUUGUGGUUUUAUUGCCGUUUGUACUGUUUUAGACAUAUUCACCUUUCAUUAUAUAUAAGACCUUAUAUAUUUCAUAUGGCUGUCUAGAUAUGAACAAUUAAUGUUUUAAUCAAUUAUAGUUGCGUAUAAUACAUAGUGAUUGUGUGCGUGUUCUGUGAUAUUUGUGUAUUCAAUAGACUGCAUAUUUUUCUAUUGAUACACAUUAAUGUUUAUUUUAUUAUUAAAAUUAUUACUUUCAAUUGUAUUAUAAAUAUUAGCAAUUAUUUUAUAUAUACUGGUCAAAAUAAUGCUGUUUUAUGGAAUGUAUGUAUUAUAACAUUUACUAAAGAGUAAAUUAUGUAUGUAAAAUUAUGUAUUAUUAUGUUAAAAAAUAGUAUUGACAGUUAUUAUUAUUAUUAUUAAAAUAUUUCCUAGUUGUUAAUUUAAAUAUAUCACUUGUUAGCAUAGUUUUUGUAUUAUAUAUAUUUUCUUAUGUAUUAUUUGUAAUCGUAUAUGCCUUUCCACAUUUUUUUGAGCAUAAAAAUAUAGAUAAAAAGGUCAUAAAAUAUAUUCCAGUCAUGUGCCAAUAUUUUAUAUAUUUGGAACACUAUUUUAUUUUAAAUUAUAGCUAUUUUAAUUUUUUUGAAAUCAAUACAAUAUUUAAAGUUAAAUAAUUUAAAAAUACUUUGUAACUUUUGUUACUUUUGUUGACAUUUUUGCUUUCUAUUAGUUCAAUAUUCUCUUCAAACCCGUUUAUUUAUUAAAACUUAAUAAACAGUAUAGCCCCUUUAUAAAUGGCUGAAGUGUAAUUAAAUCAUAAGUACUCUAUCUAUAACUAAAACAUGAAUUUAUACAAACGUCAAAAUAAAAAAUUAGUUGUUACAGUCACUUAAGAAAAUAUAAUUCAUUUUAAUAACUUUAUUUUAUUCAAUUGAUGUUAACAUAGCAAAAAUAAAAUAAAUAUUACAAUUUUUAUUAUUGUCGUUUGUGUAUAGUGCCUCAUUAAUUAAUUAGAAAACUAGACAAUAUGUUAGAUCAAUAAGAACCUUUGUACUUACUAAAAAUGUCACAUAAUAUAUAUAUAUAUAUUAUGUUAUAUAUAAAUAUGAAAAAUAUUUGUUGUUUUUAUGUCAAGUACAUUAAAGGUAUUUAAGCAUAA